Messenger RNA from Exophiala aquamarina CBS 119918, 954 nucleotides. RefSeq names its product mitochondrial DNA replication protein YHM2. The transcript has 3 exons. Gene Ontology annotation, biological process: mitochondrial citrate transmembrane transport; alpha-ketoglutarate transport. NCBI's taxonomy places the organism in Eukaryota, Fungi, Ascomycota, Eurotiomycetes, Chaetothyriales, Herpotrichiellaceae. Bases 1 to 954 code for a protein of 317 amino acids. Gene Ontology annotation, cellular component: mitochondrion. The record is from RefSeq and is a predicted model, not a curated record. Gene Ontology annotation, molecular function: tricarboxylate secondary active transmembrane transporter activity.
AUGUCCGCUCCUGCAGCCAUCACCGCGCCGAUUGCUGGCACCCAACGGAUAGAGAAGAAGCCUGUCAAGUUCAGUAAUCUUCUCCUUGGUGCCGGUCUCAACUUGUUCGAGGUGACCACCCUCGGUCAACCUCUGGAAGUCGUCAAGACCACAAUGGCUGCAAAUCGUUCCGAUACCUUUGCAGGUGCCAUGUCGAGGAUCUGGGGUCGUGGUGGUAUUCUUGGAUACUACCAAGGCCUCAUCCCCUGGGCUUGGAUCGAAGCCUCAACCAAGGGUGCUGUUCUCCUUUUUGUAGCAUCCGAGGCUGAAUACUAUGCAAAGACGUUCGGCGCUGGCAACUUCGUUGGCGGCAUCGCUGGUGGCAUGGUCGGAGGCGUGGCGCAAGCAUACGCGACCAUGGGUUUCUGCACAUGUAUGAAGACGGUGGAGAUCACACAACACAAGCUUGCCGCUGCAGGUGUCAAGCCUCCUUCUACGUUUGCCACCUUCGCAGACAUCUACAGAAGAGAAGGCAUCAGGGGUAUCAACAAAGGUGUCAAUGCAGUUGCCAUCCGUCAGACCACCAACUGGGGCUCAAGAUUCGGUCUCUCCAGAUUAGCUGAGACUGGUAUUCGACGAGUCACCGGUAAAGAAGAGGGUCAGAAACUCAACGGUUACGAGAAAGUCAUUGCCAGUACUCUUGGUGGUGGCCUCUCGGCUUGGAAUCAACCUAUCGAGGUUAUUCGAGUUGAAAUGCAGAGCAAGACUGUUGACCCCAACCGACCCAAGAACCUGACUGUCGGAAAAACAUUCAAUUACAUUUACUCAACCAACGGCCUCAAGGGUUUGUACCGUGGUGUUACUCCUCGCAUUGGACUGGGCGUUUGGCAAACGGUCUGUAUGGUUGCCUUGGGAGACAUGGCAAAGGAAUGGGUCGAAAAGUUGACUGGUGACAAGGUCACCGCAAAGCACUGA